Molecule: messenger RNA, 630 nt
Organism: Penicillium lagena
Lineage: Eukaryota; Fungi; Ascomycota; Eurotiomycetes; Eurotiales; Aspergillaceae
Product: glycosyltransferase
Exons: 1
Coding region: 1-630 (209 amino acids)
Source: RefSeq, a predicted model, not a curated record
AUGUUAACGGCUCUUCUAAUCGAAGCGACGCGACUGGCUGGGGUAAGAGCUGUUAUCUCGCAGGGCUGGGGACAACUGGGCAGUGAAGACAUACCAAUUCCUUCAAAUGUCUAUAUUAUAGGGAAUUGUCCCCAUGAUUGGAUUUUCAAGAAAGUUUCUUGUGUUGUUCACCACGGCGGUGCCGGAACCACUGCUGCUGCCAUGGCUGCUGGAAAGCCAUCUGUUGUCGUUCCCUUUUUUGGAGAUCAGACCUUUUGGGGUAAAAUGGUGGCUAAAGCGGAGAUAGGUCCUGAGCCUAUACCGUUCCGACAGUUGACUGCUGCCAACCUUGCGACAGCCAUUCGGAAAGCCCUUGAACCAACAAUCGUUGAAAGAGCGAGAGUAGCUGGGACGCAAAUCGACCGAGAGAACGGCAUUGAUGCCGGAGUCGCUUCCUUUCAUGACCAACUCCUACAAUCCCGGUUGAACUGUUCUAUUGCUAAUAGUCAAGCCGCGGUUUGGAAAAUUCAAAAAACCGACAUCCGCCUGAGCUCCGGUGCGGCGGCAAUCUUGAUGGACAGAGACUUACUUGACCUGGAAAAGCUCGAACUGUACAUCUAUCUUGCCCUGUCGCGGUUGCACUGUACCUAG